Messenger RNA from Musca domestica (house fly), 1189 nucleotides. RefSeq names its product bromodomain-containing protein DDB_G0278469. Bases 88 to 1014 code for a protein of 308 amino acids. The record is from RefSeq and is a predicted model, not a curated record. Lineage: Eukaryota; Metazoa; Arthropoda; Insecta; Diptera; Muscidae. The transcript has 2 exons.
ACAACUAACAAACGAAAUUAACAAAUUAUUUGAUUUUAGCUUCCGAACAGUAGAGACAAGGGCUAGAAUUCCAAAUACAUACUAAACAUGAGGGCUAUAUAUAUACUGGCAUUUCUACUCUUGGCCUUGCUUUGUGUUCAGGCCAGUGGCAAGAGCAUGGGAGAUAAAUCCAAAGAACCCAAAAAUGAUAUGAUGAUGAAGCCAGAGGAUGCUGAUGCUGAAGAGGAUGAGGAUAUGAUGGAACAGCCAUCAACCACAACUAAAAAACCAAAGAAAUCUAAAUCCACAACCACCACAACCACUGAAGCCCCGAAUGAGGAUGAAGAAAGCGAUGAUGAAGAUGAAAAAGAAGAUGAGAAAAUGCCAUCAUCGACCACCACCAAAGAACCAAAGAAGACUACAACAACCACCACCACCACAACACCUAAGCCCAAAAAGAAGACCACCACAACCAAAAAACCCAAGGAUGAGAAUACAGCUGCCGAAGAGAAAGACGAUGGUGAAGAAGAAAACACCGAUGAUGAUGACGAUGAAGAGGAAGAUGAUGAGGAAGAAGAUCCCAUGGAUAUGAUGUCCAGCACCACAACUACCACCAAAAAACCUAAAAACUCCAAAGCAACUACCACUGCCAAACCUGACGAAAAGAAAAACAAGGAUGACUCCAGCACCACCACCACCACUACAACACCCAAGCCAGAUCAAACUGAAGAGGAUAUCAAAACGGUUUUGGAACAAUGUAAAAAAUUGAGAGCUAAAAAGAAGAAAAGCUCCGAAGAGGACAGUUCCGAGGAGAAGAAACGUCGUGGUGUCAGACCAAAAAAAUUGAAAAAACUCUGCAAAGAAUUGGAACGUAAAACGGCCGAAAAAGAUGAGCAGAAAAUAAAGGAUGCCAUUGCUAGGUUGGCUGGCGAUGACAAAGACUCUGCACCACCCAUGUUGUCAGAUGUCAUUAAACGUUUGGAAGAACGUUUGCGUGGCCAUGGCGGACGUCGCCACCAUCACCGUCAUCAUUAGAUGGGAUUGCGUUGUAUUUAAGUUAAUUGCGUUUUAUGUGAUUUUAAAAUAAUUAUAUUUAAAUAUAAAUGGUUGUGAGGCUCUAUUAAAUUUUCAAACUCAAAUAUUGAGUAUCUGUAUUCGGCAGGAAUAUUGUACUCAAAAUUAGAUACUAGAUUAAAAUAAAUACGUAUGC